Messenger RNA from Pseudogymnoascus verrucosus, 1452 nucleotides. RefSeq lists its product as uncharacterized. The record is from RefSeq and is a predicted model, not a curated record. Lineage: Eukaryota; Fungi; Ascomycota; Leotiomycetes; Thelebolales; Thelebolaceae. Bases 508 to 1119 code for a protein of 203 amino acids. The transcript has a single exon.
CGGCGGCAAAAGGGCACUAGAUAUUGGCUUUUAGAAUGACGGUCCAGGGCCAGGUGAUGCGUGUAAUAACAAUAGAAACAGCUCAGCCUCUCGGGUCAAGCCGAUUCAUAGUAGUGGCGUAGGAGGAGUCGUAGUUCGUAUAUGGGUGCACACGAAGUGAAUGUGUGGCUGAAGACACGCUAUUAUGAAAUUCGAGGCUGUGCAGUCCGAGCUCCCCACCACCAACAACAGAAUCAUUGGGCUGUGGCUCACCCCUGCUCCCCCACGACAAUCCUUAACCCCUCCAGGUAGAUUCACUCGCGGGGCGGGAGGCCCCUCCACAUGAAGCCCUGGUGCGUAAGCAAUCUCAGCCCUCUGAGGUAAGUAUAUCUCUCAUCCUUCAUCUCCCGUUCACUCACACCUAUAAAUCAUCCUCCUCCCCAUCCUCAUCAUCGCCUCCAUCAAGCAAACUCCAUCCAAACCACAACCUACGUCUCCCUUCCUCAACCUACCGACCUAAGCAACAAAAUGUCAAGCAACGACUACUACGGAGGCGGCGGCGGCGGCUACAACCAGCAACAGAACUACGGCGCUCCUCCCCAGGGACAAGGCGGCUAUCCUCCACAGCAACAACAAUACCCUCCCCAGCAACAAGGAGGCUACCCCCCUCAACACCAAGACCAAUACGGCCAACAGCAACAACAAGGCUACAACCAGCACGGCGGCGCACCCCAAGGCUACCCUCCCCAGGGCCAGUACCCGCCCCAGCACCAAGGCGGCUACGACAACCGCGGCGACCCAAACUCCCAGCAACAACACGGUUACCAGCAACAGGGCGGCUACCCGCCUCAGGGACACCAGCAGCAGGGCCAGUACGGCGCUCCUGGUCAAGCCUAUCCGGGUGGCGGACAGGAGGGUGACAGAGGUCUGGGAGCUACGCUGAUCGGCAGUGCCGGAGGUGGAUUCUUGGGACACCAGAUGGGUGGAGGUAUGCUCGGAACGGUUCUCGGUGGAGUUGCGGGAGCAGUUGGAGCGAAUGUCCUGGAGGGCAAGCACAAGAAGAAGAAGAAGGAGAAGAAGGACAAGAAGCACAGGAAGAGGGGUGGGUCGAGCAGCAGCUCCAGCUCGGACUCCGACUAAAUGUUGGGGGUGUCGCGAGAUACUCCCAGGGGAUGGGAUCGGUUUAGUUAAGGGUAUGAGGGGUGGAUUUCUGUUGGCGCACUAAGGUGGUUGAGUGCUACGAACUGUUAUGCUUGGCCUAUGGCACUUUUGAUGUUUUUUAUGAAUGGGCUUUUUCUAGCUGGCUGUAUCUAUUCGUUGAGUGCGAGCGGAGAUUUCUAAUGCAGGACAAUAGAGAUAGCUUAGAGUGAAAGCUACAGCUGCCUCAGCUUUCUUUUGAACAAUUGACGAAGAGCGUUUAGGGUUGUCCAUAGCUCUAUUUAUUAAAUUACCCGCAAGUUCCUGUCAAUACAU